AUGUUGAAAUUAUCCAUCUUAUUUUUGGUUGCAAAAACUUUGGCUCAGCCAGUUGUUGAGACUUGGGUUUACUCAAGUUUUGAAUAUGCUCCUAAUCCAGAACCAACCUAUGCUACUAGUGUUGAUCCUAAAGCUGCUUCCGGUCAUUAUGCUGCUGGUUAUGAUAAAUUAUCUACCUUACAUGAUGCUGUUCCAACUACCACUUAUGGCAAAUGGAAACCUGAUAUGAGCAAUACUUACACUGAUUCAGAUGAUGAAUAUGGUCAAUCAGCUUGGUUUGAGAUGUGGGCAACUGCUAACAUUCAAAACUUCACUGACAGUGCUCUUUAUACUGAUACCGUUGAACCUACUGCCGUACCAACAGAAAGUUUAGUUAGACCACCACCAGAUUCAUUCAAAUUCGAUGAUUCAUUGAAGUUCCCUUCAGAUUUCAUUUUUGGAGUUGCCGGUUCAGCUGCUCAAAUUGAAGGUGCUGUUUCUGAACAUGGUAGAACCCCAUCAAUCCAAGAGUUCCUUAUUAAUGAUCAAAGACCAAGAGAUUAUAUUACUAAUGAAAACUAUUAUCUUUAUAAACAAGAUAUUGCUAGAUUAGCUGCUAUUGGUGCUGAACAUUAUUCAUUCACCAUUCCAUGGUCAAGAAUCUUACCUUUUGUUUUACCAGGUACUCCAAUUAAUAAAGAAGGUAUUGAUCAUUAUGAUGAUGUUAUCAACACUUGUAUUAGCUAUGGUAUUAAACCAAUUGUUACUUUAACCCAUUUCGAUACGCCUGCUAUGUUCUUAGGUGAUAGAAACAUGAGUACUGAUGAUGCAUACUUCUAUUACAAUGGUGGUUACGACAAUGAUACUUUUGUUGAAGCUUUUGUUAACUAUGGUAAAAUUGUUUUAACUCAUUAUGCUGAUAGAGUUCCAAUUUUCAUCGGUUUCAAUGAACCAUUCCUUUAUUCCGGUAACCCAUUAGGUAUGAAACAUGUUGUUCAAGCUACCAAACAAUUACAUUCAUUCUACCAUGAUGAAAUUAAAGGUUGUGGUAAAUUCGGUAUUAAAUUCAACGAUAAUUUCGGAGUUCCUGAAGAUCCAUCUAAUCCUGACCAUGUUGCUGCUGCUAAAAGAUUCCAAGAUAUUCAAUUGGGUUCUUAUGGUAACCCAUUAUUCUUGGGUAAAGAUUUCCCUGAUGCCUUGAAAGAAACUUUCACCAAUGAUACCAGAUAUUUAUUCACCGAUGAGGAAUUGAAAAAUGCUUCAUUUGGUGCUGAUUUCCUUGGUAUUGACCCAUACACCUACACUGUUGUUACACCACCAGAAGGAGGUAUUGAAGCCUGUCAAAGUAACACUUCUCAUCCAUUAUGGCCAUUAUGUGUUGCUGAAAGUCAAACAAGAAGUGAUGGAUGGAAGAUCGGUUAUAAAUCAGAAUCUUAUGUUUAUAUUACUCCCGUACAAUUCCGUGAAUACUUAAACUAUUUAUGGAACACUUUCAAAGCUCCAAUCAUUGCCAGUGAGUUCGGUUAUCCAGAAUGGAGAGAAUCUGAAAAAGCUUUAGGAGAUCAAGUUUAUGAUUUAGGUAGAUCAGUUUAUUACAGAUCCUUCAUGGAAGCUAUCUUACAAGCUAUUAACAUUGAUAGAGUUAAAGUUAUUGGAGCUUUAGCUUGGUCAUUUGCUGAUAAUUGGGAAUUUGGUGAUUAUAAACAACAAUUCGGUUUACAAGUAGUUAACAGAACUACUCAAGAAAGAUACUAUAAAAAGAGUUUCUUCGAUCUUGUUCAAUAUUAUCAAGAAAGAUCUUCUUAG
This is a messenger RNA of Yamadazyma jaroonii, 1785 nucleotides long. The record is from the annotation of a GenBank genome assembly. Lineage: Eukaryota; Fungi; Ascomycota; Pichiomycetes; Serinales; Debaryomycetaceae.